Molecule: messenger RNA, 4772 nt
Organism: Onychostoma macrolepis
Lineage: Eukaryota; Metazoa; Chordata; Actinopteri; Cypriniformes; Cyprinidae
Gene: spire1b
Product: spire-type actin nucleation factor 1b
Exons: 18
Coding region: 117-2372 (751 amino acids)
Biological process (GO): actin filament network formation; establishment of meiotic spindle localization; actin nucleation
Cellular component (GO): cell cortex; cytoplasmic vesicle membrane
Molecular function (GO): actin binding
Source: RefSeq, a predicted model, not a curated record
GUUACCGAGCAACAGCGACAGUACUGGUGUAUUUACGAUUAAUCUGUCAACACAGGAGAGGAGGACGCUGUCAAACUACACCAGAAAUAUAUUUCAUCAAAUGACAGCUUGAAGUUAUGGAAAUAUUCCUUAAACAAAUCUUGAAACAGGAUGAGACGAUGGCUCGCAGGAGAGAUGAAGAUGAUGAUGAUGACGGACACAGGCUGAUAGAGGAGGAGGACGAUGAUGAUGCGCGUCCCAUCAUGGACAGAAAGAAUGAGGACCAUCUGUCCCUGGACGAGAUUUUACAUCUCUACAAGCAGCCCAUCAACGAGGAGCAGGCGUGGGCUGUGUGUUACCAGUGCUGUCGCUCUUUUCUGGAGGAUUCUGCUGGGACCGGAGGAGCGGGACAUGUCAGGGUUUAUAAAGACGGAUCGGUGCGGUUUCAUUCCGGAGACAGAUCAGGUGUGUGUAAUCCCAGCCGAUCCUCCACACAGGUGAUUGAGUCUCUGGGCAUUAUGAUCUAUAAGGCUCUGGAUUACGGGCUGAAGGAGAGCGAGGAGCGAGAGCUGAGUCCGCCGCUCGAGCAGCUCAUAGACCUCAUGACCAACGUGGCCGACACAGAGAGCGACUUCUGCGCCGAUGAAGGCUACGCCGCCACUGAGGAAGACGAGGAUGACCGCGAGGGGUAUCCCGCCCACCCCUGCCGUAUCCGCGGCUACCGGGACAUCAUCAAGCUGUGCACCCUUCACCUGCCCACGCCGGCCGAUGCGCCCAAUCACUACCAGGCCGUGUGUCGAGCUCUGUACACCGAGACCAAAGAGCUCCGCACCUUCCUGGAGAAGAUCCAGAGCGCCAAAGAGAAUCUGCGAAAGAUGGAGGGCGACACUGUUGACGAACCUAGCAGGGAGCUAAACGAGCUGCAGAAUGCUGAUUGGGCGUGGUUCUGGGUGCAGGUGAUGCGAGAUCUGAGGAACGGCGUGAAGCUGAAGAAGGUGCAGGAGCGGCAGUAUAACCCGCUGCCGAUCGAGUUCCAGCUCACACCGUACGAGAUGCUUAUGGAUGACAUCCGCUCCAAACGCUACAAGCUACGCAAGGUCAUGGUGAAUGGAGAUAUUCCUCCAAAGUUAAAGAAGAGCGCUCAUGAGGUUAUUCUGGAGUUUAUCAGGUCCAGACCCCCUCUCAACCCCGUGGCGGCACGUAAACUCAAACCGCAGGCUCAACAUCCACCCAGCCUGCAUGAGCGCAUUCUGGAGGAGAUCAAAUCAGAGAGGAAGCUGAGGCCCGUGUCGCCUGAUAUGAUCCGUAGAAGUCGAUUUGUCAUUCGGCCUCUUAGCAUGUCUCAGAGUUUUGAUUCAGCAGAUGUGUCCUCCUCGGAUGGGGCGAGGAAGGCCUCCAGCACGCUGUCGUUGGCCAAUGGCAUGUCGCUUCAGCAGAACAGCUCCAGCGGCUUUCAGAGGAAAAGGCUUCAAGCACCGACUCUGGCUGAACUGGACAGCUCUGAUUCAGACGAUGAGACUGUAGGUCAAAGGUCAGCCAGCUGCUCCAGCAUCUCUACAUCCAUGGUGGACGACACGUCGCCAGAAUCCAUCCUGGGCAAGAAAACUCCGCCCAUGUUCCUGCCCAUCUCGUCCACGCCGCAGCCGGAGAGGCGUCAGCCCGCCCAGCGCCGGCACUCCAUCGAGAAGGAAACGCCCACCAGUGUGCGCCACUUCCUGCCGCCCUCCAGACACAGUUCAAAAUCCUUAGAGGAGUUUUGUUUCCCGGUGGAGUGUCUGGCUCUGACGGUGGAGGAAGUGAUGCACAUUCGGCAGGUUUUGGUCAAAGCCGAACUGGAGAAGUUUCAGCAGUACAAAGACAUCUACAAUGCCAUGAAGAAGGGGAAGCUGUGCUUCUGCUGCCGAACGAAACGGUUUUCGUUCUUUACCUGGUCCUACACCUGUCAGUUUUGUAAAAGGCCUGUCUGUUCACAGUGCUGUAAAAAAAUGCGCCUGCCAUCAAAGCCUUAUGGCAGUCUCCCCAUUUACUCUCUGGGUCCGUCCACGUCGACCCUGAAACGAGAUGCAUCCAGCCACAAGCCAGAGAAGCCCAGUACAAGCCACCAUCGACCCAGCCUACAGCGCACAAUGUCCAGAUUGUCAAAGCACACGCGUCAGUCGUCCUCGUCUCAGGAGGAAAUCGAGCUCCCAAAAGAGCUGAUGGAAGACUGGAACACCAUGGAGGUUUGCGUCGACUGCAAGAAGUUCAUCACCGACAUCAUUGCCUCCAGCAAGCACAGCCUGUCUCUGGCCAACAAGAGAGCGCGCUUUAAACGCAAGACUCAGUCCUUCAUCAUGGCGUCGGAGACGAGCGCAGAAUACCGGCCUUCGGAGCGAACUAUCAAUGAGGUUUAGACACCGCUGGGUCCGGAUCCGGAGCAGAUGCUGUUGUAGUUUCACAGAUUAGGACGGGUCAGUCAACCGUGAUAUACAGGGCCAAUAAACUCUUAUGGAUGUGUAGCAGUUCUUCCACACACACAACAUGAGUUGUUUUCUAUUCUGUGCUGUAAAGAUGUGGUUACAUUAGUGAAAUUUAACAGCCAAUAAUGACAUUUGUCCAUUGUCAAUAAUAUGAACCACUGUUCAAAUAUUAGUCACUUUCAAACCAAGCAGCUUUCUCUUGGUCUGCACGGUAAAUUCUUGUGACAAACUUGAUGUACGGAGACUCGCACAUAUGACACAUUAUUGUAUUUAUUCGUUCCCUCAUUUUAUUAAUAUGUUCCCUCAGUUUAGCUAAAAAAGAAUUUGUUCUCAUGACUUAUUAAUUUGUUCUGUAAUUUUGUAAAAUUGUGGCCACGUUGUACUAAUUUGUUCCCUCUUUUUUAAUUAAAACGGAGGAACAAAUUAAUAGCCACUAUUUAGGCUACUAAAACAAGAGAAUUAAUUCUUAAUUUGCAGUGACAGGUUGAUUGAAAUGAUGAAACGAAUGAAUAAGCCCUGGGAACGGAAUAUAUAUAUAUAUUAUUUUUAUAUUUUUUAUUUUAUUUUUUUGUUUGCGCAUGUCAUGUUCGGGGCUUUUUAAACGAGAAAAAUCUGCGCGGGAAACUUUUCGCCGUCACGCGAAACUUCCGAUCGCAUGGAUUCCUAUCGAAAUGACUGGAAAUUACGCUGAGCAACUGUAAACAUGAACGCAUUAUUUCUUUUUAGGGGUUUUCACACUUGAAAUAGUCAACUCUGGGUCAAACCUAAAUUAUCUCGUUUCACGUUUUACACUGUACAUUCCUAAACCCCGAGUUAACGUUCUGAUUUGCAUAUUUUCGGUGUCAGUGUCGCUGAUUGGACGAACGCAGUUCGCGACCUGUUAAAAUGGUUUUAGCGUUGCGCAUCUUAGUAUUAUUGCCGACUGUAUUAAGUUUUUCCUGAAUGGACUUUUUCGGACUAUAAAGGUUUUUUUUUGUUUAAUCCAAUUAACAUGUUUUCCGUCGUCAUUUGAUAUUCUUCUGAAAGACGUUCAUACAAGCCACAAUGUUUCUGCGACUGUCGUGAAUGGAUGUCGGUUGCAUUUAGCUGUAAUAUUUUAACACCAUUGUUUUAAAGUGCAAAAGUUUGGCACGGCAAAGCGUGUAUAACGGCGCAAAAGCGGUAUAACCCCAAGUAAAAGGCGGUUCCAAUCCCAACCCUAAACCUAAAACGAAACGUUCCUUUACCGGGGUUUAGAAUUAAAACAACCCAGGGUUAACCGCAAUGUGAAAAGCCCUAUCAUUGUGUAUCUACUAUCUUCAUCCAGGGACAAGGUGCAGUUGUUGAAGUCAGCGUUAAAGGCAUUCACAAUCUGAUGUACUUCCGUAAUGUGACGUUAUGGCUGGACGAUGUAUUGAAUAUUCAGUAGUUUUACAAUCCUUCCUUGUCUUGUGACUUGCAACCAGAAUAUUCAACAAGAAAAAUAUAGCACCAGGACCUUAUUCACAAUAAGACUGGAAACAUGCAAGUUAGUUUUCAGAGUUCAUGUUGACUUUAAAUGUGUAAAUAUCUCAAAUGUGUUCCGUGUGUCACAUUCAUGGACAUAUUAAAACAAUAAGCACAACACAUCACUCAGAAGCUGAACAUCAUUGAGCUGAUGGUUCAAACCACAUUCGGAUCCUGUUAGAUAGCUAUUGUUUUUUUAUUUGUGACUUUCAUAUUAUGACAUUGGCGGUGUGUAUAUAUAUAUAUAUAUAUUUGUACAGCUCACGUUACUCAUAUCUAAGUGAGAUUUGACUGUAAAUUAUGCGUAUGUUGAUUGACUUCGAGUAAUUAUGCUCCUGCAAGUCAUAUGCGGCCUGUUUUAUGUAUUGAAAGGCAUGAUGAGGUCAGGCUGAUUUUAUAAACAUUAAGAGUUGCAUUUAUUUUUAGUAAUGUUUACUUUUUACAUAAUUUAUGCUUUAUAUGUCAAGUAAUAUUCUGGGAUUGCACAGCACUUAAUCAUAAUUUUUGAUUAGUUUUUGAUGAUGAUGGUGAAGGUACCAAAAUCUCAUUAUACUGUAAAAAUGUAGUGAUUUGAAUCGAUUUUCUCAAGCGUUUGGACAAUGGAGUAUUGUGUUGUUUCAUGAUCUGGGUCAAAGGUCAUUGCGAUCUUGAUUCCCCAUUUAAAUCUAAUCUGUCAAUCACACACGUUAGAAACACAUCGCACUAAUUUACAGUCUGUUUCUUUAUAAGGGCUUUUUGCCAAGACAUCAAGUGUCAAAGAGCUAUUUUUAAUCCAUUUUUUAUUAACUUUUAUUUUAAUCUGUUGAUUGUAUAUGUGUUUUUAUGUUCAGAACAGCUUAUAUACUGCAU